Cannabis sativa is the source of this 1127-nucleotide messenger RNA. Its product is annotated as auxin-responsive protein IAA20. NCBI's taxonomy places the organism in Eukaryota, Viridiplantae, Streptophyta, Magnoliopsida, Rosales, Cannabaceae. Gene Ontology annotation, biological process: regulation of DNA-templated transcription. Gene Ontology annotation, molecular function: protein binding. The coding region runs from base 246 to 905 and encodes 219 amino acids. The transcript is spliced from 4 exons. Gene Ontology annotation, cellular component: nucleus. The record is from RefSeq and is a predicted model, not a curated record.
ACAAUGAUACGGACACCUUACCCAAUGUCCCCAACACACUGUCUCUCCUAAACGCCUUCUCUUCUUAUUCACCAUCUUAUUUGGUCCCUUCCUUUCAACAUAAUAAAAUUCCCACUAAAACUCACCCCCUCUACCCUCCAUUAAAAAGUAAAAUAAAUAAAAACCAUUCUCACAUUUCAACUACUUUAUAAAUACACCACUAUCUCUUCUCAAUAUUAUUUUUCUUUCUUUACACAAAAAUAUAUAUGCCGAUGAUGGAGCUUCAACUUGGUUUGGCUCUUCCCACCUCUAAUUUCCACAUAGAUAUUCCAAUCGAGGGCUUUGAUCUGAAUUAUAAUCAUCAGGGCUUUGUGUCUUGUAAUAAGAAGAAGAAACGAAAGUGUGGCCAGGCGUUUUCAGAGCAAGAUAUUGUAACGGUGCCUAAAACGCUUCCUUUGUUGUUAUGGAACAACCGGAAACCCAAUGAUGAAGAUGAUGAAUCCAAUAAAGACCUUUUUAACAACGACACAACUUACAACUUCAUCAAGAACGAUGGUGAAGGAGAUAGAGUGGUGGGGUGGCCGCCGGUCAAGGCUUGGAAGAGGAGACUUAUUUGCUUCCAUGGCGGCGGCCGAGCUGUGGAGAAUGGGUGCAGCUGUGGUGGAAGAAUUUCUAGGUUUAUGCACGUGAAGGUCAAGAUGGAAGGAAUGGCCAUAGCUAGAAAAAUUGACUUAAAUCUCCAUACUUCUUUCAACACUCUCACUCAUACCUUAAUGGACAUGUUUGGAAAAUGUCAAGAGGAUUCAUUGAACUAUAAACUCACUUAUCAAGAUAGGGAAGGAGACUGGUUACUUGCUCAAGAUGUACCUUGGAGAACCUUUAUAAGGUCAGUGCAACGUCUCAAAUUGCUAAGGAGGUCCCACUGAUGGCAUCACAGUUUUUCCUUUUCUUAUCUGUUUUUAAUUGAACAAUCUUAAAAUUAAUAUAAUAUAAUAUAUAUAUAUUUAUAUAUAUAUUUAUGUAUUUAUGUAUCACAUGAACUUGGAAAUUAAUGCGUGUAAGAUAUAUGUAGUUCUAUGUAGAACAUCCCAAUCAGUUGUAUAAUUUAUAACAUAUAGCAGUCUAGCUUAAUUAUUUUUUGCCAACAA